UGUAGACAAAAUGAAUUAUGAGACCUCGUGGGAUGACUUUAAACAGGUCGCAAAAUUCUUUAAGGACAACCCGGGAGAGUGGGAACUAGCGGUGUUUGACUGGGCCAAAGCCUAUCAACAACUCCCAGUUCAUCACAGCCAAAGGAAAUAUCUCAUUAUUAAGGAUUUUGAAGGCAGGCUGUGGGUGGAUCUUGCGGUCGGAUUUGGAGGUGUUGCGAGCUGUGGAGUCUUCGGGGCGCCAGCCUAAGAAGAACCACGAGUUCGGUGAAGAACAACGGUUCCUCGGCUUCAUAAGUCGAGAAAUUUGUCGGCCGACUAUGUCACACGGUUCACAUAGUGCCCCACAUGGCAGCGUACUGCCCAAUAGUUCCUAAUCCCAGGGCUGAAAAUGUAGGAUGGGUUGGGGACGCAGCGUCUUUGGUGAUACGAUGUGCGUUCGGGCGUUGUAGAAUCGGAGUUCUCGUAGGGGACUUUUGGGCUUGCUUCAAAUUCGUGAAAGAAUG
Melampsora larici-populina 98AG31 is the source of this 503-nucleotide messenger RNA. RefSeq lists its product as uncharacterized. The coding region runs from base 11 to 247 and encodes 78 amino acids. The record is from RefSeq and is a predicted model, not a curated record. The transcript has 5 exons. Lineage: Eukaryota; Fungi; Basidiomycota; Pucciniomycetes; Pucciniales; Melampsoraceae.